Messenger RNA from Daphnia carinata, 680 nucleotides. RefSeq lists its product as uncharacterized. NCBI's taxonomy places the organism in Eukaryota, Metazoa, Arthropoda, Branchiopoda, Diplostraca, Daphniidae. The record is from RefSeq and is a predicted model, not a curated record. Bases 40 to 666 code for a protein of 208 amino acids. The transcript has 2 exons.
GGAAGAGAGGAAGGACCUUGCAAUUCUCUCCUUCACAAAAUGAAAUUUCCAAGUGCUUUUGUUUUGUUCGUCCUCGUUUUGCAAACGGUAGACUGUCAAGUAAGAAAUCGUUGGAAACGGCCGUUGCAAGCGAUCACGUCAAAGUUAAGUGGGCGGCUUUCUGUUUCCAAUCCGCAAUUGCAAUACGUCAAUCUGAGCGAGCAGGGCAUCCGUCCAAAUGGGUUUGUCGGUGCGGCUGUUGCCCAAGACGUUGACAGAUCAACAAAGCCUAAUCAUCCGUCAGGGCGACACCAUUCAGGUCAACUCAUUGACGAAAGUGGGCAUGUUUUUGACGAGUGGGACGAGCCGGAAGUGGUGGGAAACAAAGCCCAGUCGAGGCACUCAUCUUUAAUAGCCACUCGUGUGAUACCGAACGACAUCAAUCACGUGUACAGAAAAUCAAUGCCGACGGCAUCGUUGUACAGGAUGCCAAUCUACGAGCAAGAUUCCUAUCUGGAAGCGCUGGAACUGUCGAGACUUCCGUGUCAAACGCUGGAAGACCCCGACGAUUGUUACGAUUCGACGCAGCUGCUCCGUCAACGUCCCGUAACUCCGCCCAGCAAAAAAUUGUUGGCAACAAUCAGAAUCCUGGUCAACUUCCACAACCAUCGUCCUAAACAUCAAUAGUUUUAUUAUUUAUA